GUGAGGUUAAGUUAGUGUAUUGUUUACAUUUGCAAGUGCACGUUGCAUCAUUAUGCCUUUUGACCAAAAUAAGAGGGCCUUAACCAGCUUCGAGCUAGAAGAAUUAGAUCUUAAUCUGGACCUAGACCAAUCAGAUAUCGGCGAUUUAUCGUCGGAGAGUGGGGAUGAAGUAGAUGUGGACUUGGAUUUGGUUAAUAUUAACCUUGAUCAUCAGAAUGGAUUAGAAAGUAUAGAGGAUAUGGAGAUGGCAGAAAAUAUGAGUGAUUCUUCGGAUGACGAGCCUCUUGCUUAUUAUUUACCAGGCUAUGAAAAAACUUGGGGGGAAUUUGAACCAUUCCAGUUUAACUUUAAAAACGAGAACAUUUCCACUCAAUUAAAUCAACCAAGUAUGUACCUAAGAAAAUACAUUUCUGAUACUUUCUUUGAACAAAUGGCACUUUUCACAAAUAUGCGUGAGGUUAUUGAGACAGGCCGUUCCCUUGAAACUUCUGAAUAUGAAUUGCGAAAAUUUUUUGGAGCUUCCAUGUUGAUUGGAAUUUAUGGUCUACCGAGAAUAAGGAUGUACUGAGCGCGAAGUACAAGAGUACCCAUUGUUUCA
This is a messenger RNA of Anthonomus grandis grandis, 598 nucleotides long. RefSeq lists its product as uncharacterized. Bases 53 to 568 code for a protein of 171 amino acids. The record is from RefSeq and is a predicted model, not a curated record. The transcript is spliced from 2 exons. Lineage: Eukaryota; Metazoa; Arthropoda; Insecta; Coleoptera; Curculionidae.